Sphaeramia orbicularis (orbiculate cardinalfish) is the source of this 4356-nucleotide messenger RNA. RefSeq names its product fibroblast growth factor receptor 3 (gene fgfr3). The record is from RefSeq and is a predicted model, not a curated record. Gene Ontology annotation, biological process: multicellular organism development; fibroblast growth factor receptor signaling pathway; positive regulation of kinase activity. The coding region runs from base 520 to 2964 and encodes 814 amino acids. The transcript has 18 exons. Gene Ontology annotation, cellular component: plasma membrane; signaling receptor complex. Lineage: Eukaryota; Metazoa; Chordata; Actinopteri; Kurtiformes; Apogonidae. Gene Ontology annotation, molecular function: fibroblast growth factor receptor activity; ATP binding; fibroblast growth factor binding.
UCCGUGGAUACGAAACCCACCAACUGGCACCAGGACCAGGACCGGGAGCAAGGAGCCGCGAACCGACCGCUGCGUCCCCGAACCGCCUCCGCACGCGCACCCGAGCUCGAGAGGAUGCACGCGCUCCGGGGCUUUGGACACUUUGGACAGCAGUGCGCACCGGAAAACAGGAUUUAGUGCAGAAGAAGUUGGCUUUCAGAGCCGCGGUGCCCGAGCCGAGGACCCUCUUCGCUGUCAAGUCGUGAGAGGGAUUUCGGACCUUUUCUUUUCUUUUUCUUUUUUUUUUUUUUUUUGUUCCUCCACUGUCGCCAAAAGUGCUCCACGAGGAGUGGGGACGCACGGAUUUAAGAGUAGUUUUGCGGGUUUUUGUGCAGUUUUCUGGAUAAUAACUGAAUACUUGGAGGCAUCUGAAAGGCUGAGAUUUACUGUCAGAACAGGAUACUUUGGGUGGGGUGUUCUUGGACGGUUUCUUUGCGGCGUCGGAGGCCGCCGUUCUUCUGGACAGCAUGCGAACAGAGGAUGUUGUCUGAGUGGGAGUGGCCUCUCUUCUCGCCGUCCAGAGGAAUGACGGUUCUGUGGUGUUCACUGUGGCUGUCCUUCCUCCUGCCUCUGUGCGUCAGUCCGGCCAGGCUGCCCACCGCUCAGCCCACAGACUCAGUGUCCAGUGAGACGGCUUUCCUGGAGGACUAUGUUCUGGGCAUGGGGGACACUUUGGAAAUGUCAUGUGACCUGGGGGAUCCGUCUAAACCCGUGGUCUGGUUCAAGGACGGUGCCGGCUUGGUGACCAACAACCGGACGCGGAUCGGCCAGAGAAUGCUGCGCAUCAUCAACGUGUCGUACGAGGACUCGGGCGUUUACUCGUGUCGACUCGCCCACAGCAACACGCUACUCAGCAACUACACCAUCAGGGUGACAGAUUCUCUGUCGUCUGGUGAUGAUGAAGAUUAUGACGAAGACCCAGAAGAUGCAGGUAAUGGAAAUGAAGCCCCAUACUGGACCAGGCCUGAUCGAAUGGACAAGAAGCUCCUUGCCGUUCCCGCCGCCAACACUGUUAAAUUUCGCUGUGCCGCCGCCGGAAACCCAACGCCGACCAUCCACUGGCUGAAGAACGGCAAAGAGUUCAAGGGAGAGCAAAGGAUGGGGGGCAUCAAGCUGAGGCACCAGCAGUGGAGUCUGGUGAUGGAGAGCGCCGUUCCAUCCGACCGGGGAAACUACACCUGUGUGGUUCAGAACAAGUAUGGCACCAUCACCCACACCUACCAGCUGGACGUGUUAGAGCGUUCCCCCCACAGGCCCAUCCUCCAGGCGGGGCUGCCAGCCAAUCAGACGGUGAUGGUGGGGAGCGACGUGGAGUUUCACUGUAAGGUGUACAGCGACGCCCAGCCGCACAUCCAGUGGCUGAAACACAUCGAGGUGAACGGCAGCCGCUACGGCCCCGACGGCAUCCCCUACGUCCGCGUCCUCAAGACGGCUGGUAUUAACACUACAGAUAAGGAGCUAGAGGUUCUCUUCUUGACCAAUGUGUCUUUUGAGGAUGCGGGCGAGUACACUUGUCUGGCAGGGAACUCUAUCGGCUAUGCUUACCACUCUGCUUGGCUGACGGUGCUUCCAGCAGUAAGUCCAGAUAAAGACGACUACUACGCCGACAUCCUCAUCUACGUGACGGGCUGCGUGCUCUUCAUUCUGGCCGUCGUCAUUGGCGUCCUGUGCCGCAUGAGGAUGACCACGCAGAAGACUCUGCCCACGCCGCCCGUGCAGAAACUGUCCAAGUUCCCCCUCAAGAGACAGCAGGUGUCCUUGGAUUCCAACUCCUCCAUGAACUCCAACACGCCGCUGGUCCGGAUCGCCCGCCUGUCAUCCAGCGACGGCCCGAUGCUGGCCAACGUCUCGGAGCUGGAACUACCCUCCGACCCCAAAUGGGAGUUUCCUCGGACGCGGCUGACUCUGGGUAAACCUCUGGGUGAGGGCUGCUUCGGUCAGGUGGUGAUGGCUGAAGCUGUGGGCAUCGACAAGGAGAAGCCCAACAAGCCACUCACCGUCGCUGUGAAAAUGCUGAAAGACGAUGCCACCGAUAAAGAUUUGUCCGAUCUGGUGUCAGAGAUGGAGAUGAUGAAGAUGAUCGGAAAACACAAAAACAUUAUCAACCUGCUUGGAGCUUGUACACAGGACGGUCCGCUGUACGUUCUGGUGGAAUACGCCUCCAAAGGGAACCUGAGGGAGUACCUGCGGGCGCGGCGGCCACCGGGCAUGGACUACUCCUUCGACACCUGUAAAAUCCCAGAUGAGCAGCUCACCUUUAAAGACCUGGUGUCCUGCGCCUACCAGGUGGCCCGAGGCAUGGAGUACCUCGCCUCGCAGAAGUGUAUCCACAGAGACCUGGCGGCCAGAAAUGUCCUUGUGACGGAGGACAACGUUAUGAAGAUCGCCGACUUCGGUCUCGCCAGAGACGUGCACAAUAUAGACUACUACAAAAAGACCACGAAUGGUCGUCUGCCCGUGAAAUGGAUGGCUCCGGAGGCUCUGUUCGACCGGGUCUACACGCACCAGAGCGAUGUGUGGUCGUAUGGGGUUUUGUUGUGGGAGAUCUUCACUCUGGGAGGUUCGCCGUACCCUGGAAUCCCUGUAGAGGAACUGUUUAAACUGCUGAAGGAGGGACAUCGGAUGGACAAACCCGCCAACUGCACCCACGAACUGUACAUGAUCAUGAGGGAGUGCUGGCAUGCGGUGCCGUCUCAGCGGCCGACCUUCAGGCAGCUGGUGGAAGAUCACGACCGGGUUUUAUCAAUGACCUCCACCGAUGAGUACCUGGACCUGUCGGUGCCCUUCGAGCAGUACUCGCCCACCUGUCAGGACUCCAACAGCACCUGCUCCUCAGGCGACGACUCGGUGUUCGCCCACGACCCGCUGCCUGACGAGCCCUGUCUUCCCAAACAGCUUCCCAGUAACGGGGUGAUUAGGACAUAAAGCCAGAGCAGAGGGUGGGCGUGGGGGGGGUGGGAAAUGACCUCCCCCUCCUCCUCCCCCCACCUCCACAGUUGGUGACUCAGAAUCACCUCUCAGUGACACGCUCCUUUUUGAUAUGGAAAUAAAAACCCAAUGACUCCGCAUGCAAUACUUCCACAUGCUUCAGCUCCUCGAUUCGUCUUAAACUCUUGGUCGAAAUCCGAGUUUUUUUUCUCUUCCUCUUCCCCCAAGAGACUCUUUAAACAUUGAAGGAUUAUUUUUUUGCCGUUGAACCAUGUUUGUGUUCGUCUUUUCACAAAUGAAAUUCUAUUUUUGUACUCGGGCCAGUCUUUUGUUACGGACAAUCUGUGGGGUGAAACCAUUCCGUGCCUACUGGGAUAAAACCUCCUGAAAUAAAAAAGACAAAAGGAUGCGAACGUAUGGAAUGAAGGGCAUUGGUCGGUGACCAUCCAGUAGGCCAGGACCUCCGAUUUUCUCCCCCUAGACCGCGAUAGAAGUUCGCGAGCUGCAAGAAAAUCAAGUUACCAGCAAAAGCCAGAAUCAACUCGAUGAUGGGACUCGUUCUUCCGAAGACAUUUUGCUCCUCCGUCGAACACAGAGGAUUGUACGAACAUGUAAACGUCACCAUUUUUACACAUCCCGAAAAAGCUGUUUUGUGAUAAUCAUGAAACAAAUUCCUCAUCGAAUGUGAGGUGAAGUUUCAGGGCCAUUCAGUAAUAAGUAAAGGUUCAGAGUUUUUCUUUUUUCUUUUUUUUUUUUCUUUUUUAUGUAUCUAGAAAUUGAUUUAUUGUAAAUAUAUAAAUGCAAAUAUGUAUCAUAUUGCUGUCCUCAGCCAUGUACUUAAAAGACAAAAAAUUACAUUUUUUAAAGUAUUGUUUUAGGAUCGAAGCAUUGCAAUCUAGAAGACACUGAUGUGUAAAACAUUUAAUCAUUUAAAGUGAUACAGAAAAGGUUUAUUUGAAUAAUUAACGUGUAUAUUUGUAAAGAUAUUUAUAGACUUAACAUGUGGUUCUUAAGUUGGAAAGGUCUAGUUUAGGUUUUUAGUACUGUACGCAAAGAUUUUUAUUUCAAUUUUUGUAACUUAUUUUACAACAGAACUGCGACGUUAUUUUCACACAACUGGCAGACUUCUCUGAUUUAUGAUCCAUCGUUUUUUUUUUGUUUUGUUUUUUGGGUUUUUUUUUGGCAUUUUUUCGUUUACAGUUUUAAAAAAGAAUGUAUGACAGACACGAAGAUUAUUUUCUAGAGCGAGUGUGAAUCGAGGACUCGUGUAAACCGGCUGAGUUCAUGUUCUGGUUUGGAGAAGAAAAAAAAACAAAAACAAACAAAAAAAAAAAAAACAGUUGACGUUUGCGAAUAUCAAAGCAACGGUUGACUCUUGCUGGGCAAGAA